GGUUAGGUUUACGGAAGAGAUUUCAGCUUCCGGAAAGGAUUGUUUCGCAUUUUCGAUAAAUAAUUCACCUUCCUGGUCUGAAGACUACCUUGUCAGGAGGACAUUGAAGUAUACCGUCUGAAGCAGAAUACAGGGACUGUGAGUGGGUCAUCAGGCAGUCUCCCUAUGUCAGGCCGAAACGGGUCUGCAAGUGAUGCAGACUGCCGGAUCUCUGAGGACUGCCGUGUCCCAGAUGUUGAGCUGAUGGAGCUGGGGCCGCUGCUGGAGGAGGGAGGGGGUCGACAGGCAGCAUCUAAAGGCGUCCAUCCAGAGGGAGCCUCGAUGCUUGCUGACGAGGAAGAGGAGGAUGAUGAGGUGGGAGAGGUGCUGACCUUACCACUUCAGGCUCACCAUGCCAUGGAGAAGAUGGAGGAGUUUGUACACAAAGUGUGGGAGGGGCGCUGGAGGGUCAUCCCUUUCCAUGUGCUGCCAGAGUGGCUAAAGGACAACGAUUACCUCCUGCAUGGACAUCGCCCCCCUAUGCCCUCUUUCCGGGCCUGCUUCGGAAGCAUCUUCAGAAUUCACACUGAGACAGGAAACAUUUGGACUCACCUGUUAGGGCUGAUCUUAUUCAUUUGUCUGGGCACGUUAACCAUGCUGCGGCCCAACAUGUACUUUAUGGCCCCGCUGCAAGAGAAAGUGGUGUUUGGGAUGUUCUUCCUGGGAGCUGUGCUCUGCCUCAGCUUCUCCUGGCUUUUUCACACCGUCUACUGCCACUCUGAGAAAGUGUCUCGCACCUUCUCCAAGCUUGACUACUCGGGCAUCGCCCUCCUGAUCAUGGGCUCCUUCGUGCCCUGGCUGUACUACUCGUUCUAUUGUUCCCCUCAGCCUCGACUUAUCUACCUCACCAUUGUAUGUGUUCUCGGCAUUGCCGCCAUCAUAGUGGCCCAGUGGGACCGGUUCUCUACACCUCGUCACAGACCAACAAGAGCAGGUGUGUUUAUGGGUCUGGGACUAAGCGGCAUUGUUCCCACCAUGCACUUCACCAUCGAGGAGGGGUUUGUUAAGGCCACCACAGUCGGCCAGAUGGGUUGGUUCUAUCUGAUGGGUGCCAUGUAUAUCACUGGCGCUGGGCUGUACGCAGCCAGGAUUCCUGAACGCUAUUUCCCUGGCAAGUGUGACAUCUGGUUCCACUCUCAUCAGAUUUUUCAUGUUCUGGUCGUGGCAGCGGCAUUCAUCCAUUUCUACGGUGUUUCCAAUCUGCAGGAGUUUCGCUACGGCCUCGAGGGAGGAUGCACAGAUGACUCUCUACUCUGAGAGGCCUGACUGUGAUUUACACAUACUUUUCUUGAUAGCCCCACACACUCACACACACACACACACUCAUACACACACGUAAAAUGCUGCUGGAAGUCAAUAUAGUCACUUAUUGCUCCUUCUGUACUUCUGAUUUGCUAAAAUGUUCUUAGGGUUUUGGUGGUCUUUCUGCUUUGGCUCUUUUUUGCUCCAAUAAAGUAGCAUUAAUUAGCCAAUGAACUGUGGAGGGAAUCUUCAACAGGCACUACUUCUUCAAUAAUUAUGAAGCUGGAAGUGGAGUAAGAUAAAAAUGGGAUUUAAACCAAAAUCACGCAUCCCUGUAACUGAUGGUCACUUCUUAGAUGCUAGUACCCCAACAUCUCCAUAGUCUGUUACCAUUGCACAAAGGGUGCAGAGAGUAUUAUUUGUGCUGUAGCAGAGGGCACAUACUGUAAACUAUUUCUUUUCUCCCGCUCAGUGUCCAUGCAGGUUAGAGGAUGAAUGUUACUGACCAACAGGAGUAGGUGUAGAGCAGUCCAGGACCGUUUAGGUACUCAAGGGCCUACACAUGUAUGAAGAGGAUGAAAGUAUACACAUGUAGUGUGUAUGGAUGUCACCAUGUUUUUGGUUUUUUUUAUUGUGCUGACACUGAUUGUGCAGCUGUCCGUUAAAACAUGGAGAACCACCACAAACCCACCCACUCUGCAAUAAAACAUGAGCUAUACUCUGAAAGCCCAGGAAAUACCUUUAAAAUCCCACUGAAACAAAAUAAAAUAGUCAUGAAAGGAAUGUGUAGUUUAAACCCCAUAAAUAUGAUCUACUGAGUAACACAGGGGUUAAUUUUAAUCAGAUGUUUACCUGCGUGGUGUUUGAAUCAAGAUGAAUCAAUGGACUGGAUACUUUAACUGAAUUUCUCAGUUUAUUUGAAUUCUGAAAUCUGUAGAAGUGACUUUGCAUUUGAUGCAUUAUUUUUUUUUGACAAAAGUCCAAAACAAAUGAUUUUCAAGCUGUUGAACAGAAACGCUGUAAAGGUUUGUAGCAGAUGUGUACAAAUAAAUGAGCUCAGUUCAGGUUAGACUAAGAUGCUUAAAGUGAAAAGAACUCCCCUGCCGUCAUUUUUCAGUCCGACAGUACAUCUUCGAUCCAUUUCUAGAGUAAUAGUUCCUGGGCUACGCACAAUGUACAGAUCUAGAUAGGUCAAAUUGUGUUUUUGUCAGCUAGAGAUAUUUCGUUUGUGCUAGAUUUCAGAUGCAAUCAGAGGUGUAAAUAUCAAAUGCACCUUAGUGUAUACUAUUAAAUUCAAAACUUUAAAUCGCCGUAACGGGGUUUAAAAUGUGUUACGUAUGAUUGAUAUAAACUUUUAGUAUUCCUGUGCCUUAGGCCAACGGAAAUGUUUUUAAAUAAAAGGGCCUAUCUUAACAGUCAAGGGAGCUUCAAGGAUUUCCAGAUGUUGACUUUUGUUGUUUUUCCUUGCCAUAUAUACAAUCGAAUCAUUAUUGAACUUACAACUCCAUUGAUAGGUUGUAUCAACUGCUGUUUAAGACUCCUUUUUCUAGAUCAACUUAUUCGAGCUUUAUUACAAAGACUAAAACAAUGUGUAUUCUUGACUUUGUGUAAUGUCCUGUGUAGAAAGUGAUAAAUCAUACAUUUCACUGAAAUGUAAACAUAAAUAUUUAUUAAUGGUAAUCUUGGAAAAUUAUUGUAAUAAAUUUUUUUCCACAUGUACAAA
Molecule: messenger RNA, 3004 nt
Organism: Thunnus maccoyii (southern bluefin tuna)
Lineage: Eukaryota; Metazoa; Chordata; Actinopteri; Scombriformes; Scombridae
Gene: adipor1a
Product: adiponectin receptor 1a
Exons: 8
Coding region: 166-1296 (376 amino acids)
Biological process (GO): adiponectin-activated signaling pathway
Cellular component (GO): plasma membrane
Molecular function (GO): signaling receptor activity
Source: RefSeq, a predicted model, not a curated record